Microtus oregoni (creeping vole) is the source of this 1427-nucleotide messenger RNA. RefSeq names its product atherin-like. The annotation marks the transcript as partial. The transcript has a single exon. The record is from RefSeq and is a predicted model, not a curated record. Lineage: Eukaryota; Metazoa; Chordata; Mammalia; Rodentia; Cricetidae.
GGGCCGCUUUUAAGGAGGCGCCGCGGAGUUCCGGCGGCGUGCGCGGCCCGCAGGCCGGUGCCGCUGACAGCCCCCGGGCCCCGCCGCCGCCCCCGUCCGGGCGCAAAGUCCGCGGCGCAGCUGGCUUUCGCUUUCGCCUCCCUCCCGCGGCCCUCGCCGGGCGCCGGCUGCAGCCGCCACUGCGGCGCUGGCUGCCCGGCCCGGGCCGCCUCGGGAGGUCGGGGCCCGGAGCCACCCCGCCGCGGCCUCCGGCCCGCCCGCCCGCGCCCCGGCUCGCCGCUGCCCACCCUGCGGCCGCUCGCAUCCCGGCCCGGCCGGCAGCCCCGCUCCUUCCUUCCGUCCGCGCGUCCGUCCGAGCGGCGGCGCCCGGCCGGCUCCCUUAAGCGGAGGCGCCUCCUGUCGCCUCCUCCCCCUCGCCGGUCCCUCCCUCUCGGCUCGCUCCGGCGAAGUUUGCACGUCAAGCCCCCGGAGUGGAGCCAGGGCGAAGUCGGAAACGCAGCCACCUAUGGAAGAGCCGGCCGGUCGGCCCCGGCGCAGCGACUCGUGCGUCGCCCAGGCCCUCCCUCCGGAGCCUCGGGCACCGACACUGCGCCCUGAGCUCGCGGGCGGCUGCACGGUAGCUGCUGGAGCAUGAAUGGGAAGCCGCCACUGUGCGGAUGCCGGCACCUCAGGAGCCACCGGCAGGUGUGAAAAUGCCGCCCAGGUGUCUGCUCGAGCCCCUACUGCAUGGGAAGCCGCCCGCGUGUACCUCCGUGCCCACAACGGAGGGUCACACUGUGUGUCCUGGGAACUUGAAAUUCUUCUCCAGCAAGAAGGGGCCCACGAAAUCAGUGUAUCACUUUGUUGUUAGUCUCUAUUUAUGGUUGUGUCUUCUAGGAUCAGAUGAGAACCCAUGGCUUAUGGAAUAUAUGAAAGACAAGUGUGUUUGGUCAGAUUUUAAUCAUCAACUUAGGAACUAGCACAUAAAUUUAACAUCUUCCUCUCAGUAUACACAUACACAGCUUUUGCUUACGCGAUGGGCUGAUGAUCAAACAACUAAAGCAUUCAUAGCCACGGACCACAUGGAGCCUAUAGUAAAUGUUGCUGUUAUUGCUGUUAUCACAAACGGUGCGACAAUUGGAGACAAAACUGUGAAUGUGAUCAUCACGUUUCACUUCUCAGUAAAAGAGCACACUUCUAACCUGUUCAAAGUCUCUUGCUUACAGGUGUUUUCAAAGCCUUGGUGAGGAGGAGGUGAGCUUUCUGUACUUGGUGUUACUAUUACUUGUUUUUUCUUUAAUCACAAAUUAAGAGAGGUCACCAACUUCUCUGUUGAAGAAAUAUGUACCUUACAAACAUUUUUAAAAUGUAUAAAUGAAAGCAAGAGUGACUACGGACCAAGGCAUGGUGGCACAUGCCUUAAAUCCCAGCACUCGGGGAUCCCUGAG